Messenger RNA from Ogataea angusta, 843 nucleotides. RefSeq lists its product as uncharacterized. The record is from RefSeq and is a predicted model, not a curated record. Lineage: Eukaryota; Fungi; Ascomycota; Pichiomycetes; Pichiales; Pichiaceae. Bases 1 to 843 code for a protein of 280 amino acids. The transcript is spliced from 2 exons. Gene Ontology annotation, biological process: intracellular protein transport; vesicle fusion; exocytosis. Gene Ontology annotation, molecular function: SNARE binding; SNAP receptor activity. Gene Ontology annotation, cellular component: plasma membrane; SNARE complex; endomembrane system.
AUGAGCACCGUAAGCCAAGGGAACCCCUACGCCGAGAAUUCGGCGUACGAGAUGACCGGCACAAACCAGUUCUUCACGCUUGUCCAGGACAUCAAGGACGACCUUUCAGACUACAACACGCUGAUUGACAGAUUGGAAAAGCUGCAGCUGGACUCCCUAAACGCGAUUGGAUCCGAGGAGAUGGCCUCUUUCCAGAGACAAAUUGACAAUAACAAUAAUUCGCUCUCUGACCUCCAGAAAAACACCAUCAAGCCGAAGCUGCAGGCGUUGUACAAGGAGUGCGGCUCCGACACCGACAAGCAGAAACAGGCCGAGAAUUUGACCGCCCAGUUCAGAGCCUCGAUCACCAGGCUGGCCAAAAUCGAAGACAGAUACAACCAGGCCAACAAGCAGAAAGCCAUCAACCAGUACAAGAUUGUCAAUCCGGAUGCUACGUACGACGAGGCCGCCGAGUUCGUUUACACGGUUGGCGACCAGCAGGUGUUCGACAACGCCAUUCGGAUGUCCAACAGAAAAGGCGAGGCGAUGACGGUUCUGCAGGAGGUGCAGGCCAGACACAUGGAGGUGGAGAGAACCGAGCGACUCGCUGCGGAGCUGAACCAGCUGUUUGGCGACCUGCAGGAGCUUGUUUUCGAGCAGGACGUGAUGUUUGACAACGUCAACGAGAACGUGGCUGUGGCGCAAGACCACCUGGAGAGAGGCGACGCCAACGUCAUCAAGGCCAGAGACCACGCCCGCAAGGGCCGCAAACUCAAGUGGAUCAUCUUCUGGGUCUGUGUGGUGAUCAUUUGCAUCAUUGUGGGAGCCGUGGUUGGCGGUGUUGUUGGAGCCGCCAAACACUAG